GCAGAACUUUCCUUGUCAAGAGGUCGAAAGACAUAAUAAGCCAGAAGUUGAGCUAAAGACAAGCCCAGAACUACUGCUAAAUCCUGUUUUGAUUUGUCGAAAUGAGGCUGAAAAAUGUUUGAUUGAAACAUCUAUCAAUUCACUAAGGAUAAGUCUCAAGGUAAAGCAGGCAGAUGAACUCGAAAAUAUAUUAACUAAAAAGUUUCUUAGAUUUUUGUCAAUGAGGGCAGAAGCAUUUCAAGUAUUACGGAGAAAGCCAGUUCAGGGUUAUGACAUUAGCUUUCUCAUCACAAAUUACCACUGCGAGGAGAUGCAGAAGCAAAAGCUCAUUGAUUUUAUUGUGCAAUUUAUGGAGGAUAUUGAUAAAGAAAUAAGUGAGCUGAAAAUGUCUGUCAACACAAGAGGGAGGUUGGUGGCUACGGAGUUUUUGAAGCAGUUUAUCUAAUACUUGGUAGAUUGCUGAAUCCACAUGAAUUUUGGUUCAGCAGAUCUCUGAAAGCCAAUGAUGCCUUUUGCAUGUAUUUCCAUGGUUGUGUUUAUCAGAUCCGUAAAUGAUCUUCACUUGUCAUUGUGCUAAUCAAUCAAGAUGUACGUAUUCAUUUUCAUUAUGUAUCAAAGAUAAGUGUAUUAGGUGAGGAGAGAAACAAGAAGGAACAUAAUACUAUGAUUUUGGGUGUUCAAAUUGUUUUAUAACUUUUCGUAAAUGCUAUGUGGCGAUGAAUAUAACUUUCUCUUCCACGCUGCAACGCGUUACGCUCAAGCCGUUCCAAUGCAGGGUUACCCUUAUGGCUUCCGCCUCCCUGGCGGCGGCGAAACCUCCCAGCCGCCGCUGCAACAUCCUACCCAAAACUACUCUUUCGCCUUCCAAAACGCCGAUAUGUACCAAGUCCUCCAUGCAGCACAGGCGCAGGUCACACAGCAAACACUACCCUAUUUACCCUUUCAAAAUCCCAACUAUCCCCAACAAAACCACAAUUUCCGUCCCCAAAUACCUAAUUUCCCUCGGCAACAUGGUUACGGCAAUCAGAGUUUUGGUCAUCCUCCGUUCCAUAGAGAGAGUGUUGGUUGUGAAAAACCGAUGGGGGUUUUGGAGAGAGUGGAUAGGGCGGUGGCGAAGGCACGGCGCGACCUUAUUGCGGCUGGAGAGAGUGUCUCGGCGUGGAAAGUGUCACAGUCUGCGCUCCAGAUACUGCAGGUUGAUUCUUGGCACUCCCUGGGGUGCCAGAUGCUGGAGGUUCCUUCUCUACGACAGCUUAUGCUUACUGAGGAGAGGAUAAAUGCAUUUAUUCAUUGUUUUCUUGGGGUGAGGACAAUUACAACAUUGUAUGACUUGGAAAUGGCAAUAUGCAAGAAUGAGAGCAUUAAAAAGUUUGAAGAGCUGGAGCUUGGCCCUUACUUGCGUCAUCCACUUAUCUUACAAUACUUUCUGCCUAGCUUUGAUGUUAGUAUGGUAGUUAAGAUAACUUGUGAAGAUGUAAUAGCUUGCCUUUGUGAAUUCAUGAAGACUCAUAAAAAAAAAAGGAUUCAGGUUGGUGACUUUCUAGAGUUUGUUGCUAUGAAGCAUUCUGUCAUGGGCAAGGAGAAGCUUGGUGUGCGUAUUCAGAACUUGGGGAUGUAUAUUAGUUUUAUCCGUGAAGCCAAGAGGUCAGAAGAUGCCAUAAUAAACAAAUGUCAAGGUGGGUUGAAGCUUAAAGAGCGUUAUGUCACUAUGACUGAACGUGUUGAAUCAUUUUAUUCCGUGCACAAGGAUUUUUGUGGCAAGCACAUAAAAUUUGAUUUGUCAAGCUCAGAGGAGGAAGAUGCCAAUGAUCAUGGGCAUAGGGAUGAAAACAACGACAAUGAUGUAGGAAGCCACUUCAAGCUGUCAGUAGACAAGUUGUCAUCAGACAUUGUGAAUAUCUCUGACCGACCAAGUAGCUGCCCUUACCCUUCUGCAACUGAGGAGCUGACACGACUUGGGUUGAGAGAUGGAGUGAACAAGUCAACUCCUGCUAGUGGCAAGUCAAGGCAGAUUGAGAAUAUUAGAUCAUCCAUAACGAAAAGAAGAGGGAAAUUCGAGAAGGGGAAAUUCGAGAAGAGGAAAUUCGAGAAGAGGAAAUUCGAGAAGAGGAAAUUCGAGAAGAGGAAAUUCGAGAAAAGGAAAUUCGAGGAAGAUAGGAGCAAGAAAAAUGUUCUUCCAUAUGAUGAUAGCUAUGAAUGGAAUGAGUUUAUUCUUUUAGAUGAAGUUGAUAUUUCUCUUUCAAAUCACUCUGUGAAUACAUUUAUUACAACUUGGAAGGAGGCAUGUAAAGAGCUUACGAUCAUUAAGGUUCUGCAAAGAAUGUUUCAUUUUUAUAAGCCAAAAUUUCGCAAAAAAAGGAGAAUAAUGAAAUCAAUGCUUUCAUCGUACCCAUUUCUUGGAUUACUAAUUGUCGCUGUGACAGCCAUCAAAAAAGGAAUGUGGGAUAGUACUUAUGAUGCUAUCCAAGCCAUCAAUCAGCCUGAAUUUACUAAUACAUCUGAUAAUUACACAGAAUAUGAAAGCAUUGAAGUUGAACCUAGUGAAAAGGAUAAAUCUAGUGUUAGCAAGCAUUCAAUGCAGUCUACACAGCAUGUGACUCCUGAAGAAGUUAGCAGGAAAGUUACUGCAUUUUUUCAGCAUAAUCAUGAAAUUUUGAAGGGCAUGACAAAAGAAAAAAAAUUCAUUCUCCUAAGGAAGCUGUGUGAUUGUGGGUCUUGGCUAGCUGAUCAAUUUUCUGUUAAGGAAUUCAGGUACCUUGGUUUUGGUGAUUUUUUCACAUUCCUUGAGAACAAUUUCUCUCUAUUACCUAAAGAAAUGAAGGAACUUUUUGCUGGUGGAUCAUGUGAUACCUCUUCUUUAGAGGUUUGCAUUCUGCAGCUUCUGUUGGUUGUACUAGUAUCUCAAGCAUCACAAAAUUUGCGGGAGAAUGAAAUCAUUAACAAGGAAAUGAUUUCUACUCUGCUUACAAGGCAGUUUCCAUGCAUCAGUUUCAAGAUCAUGGAAAAUGGUCCAAUGGAGAAUUUUCUGGAGAAGUUGGAGAAAUAUAAGAAUGAUGUAAUUUCUAAAUGUGUCUUAUUUUCUGCUUCAAUGUUGGGAAUGUGUCAUGUUGAUAAUUCUCUGGCUCAUGGUGAAAACUAUUUAUUAGAGUCCCUUGAAGGUGGAAAUAACCUUCUCCAGAAAGAUAGGACAGUUAAAUCUAUGACUUCUAAGGAUGCAUUGGAUGUUUUGCUUAGGGCGCCAAUGUUGUCAGAUUUAAUUUCAUGGUCCCACUGGGAUGUUGUAUUUGCCCCCUCUCUUGGUCCUCUUGUAGUUUGGCUGUUGAAUGAAGUCAAUGCAAAGGAAUUAUUGUGCUUGGUGACCAAAGAUGGGAAGGUGGUUCGGAUUGAUCAUUUAGCUACUCUAGAUUCAUUUUUGCAAGCUGCUCUUAAGGGAUCUUCAUUUGAAACCGCUGUAGAACUGCUUUCUUUAUUUUCAUUAUCUGGGGGGGUAAAGCAUCUUCCUUUAUCCCUGUUAAGAUGCUAUGCACACCAGGCUAUUGACGUCAUGAUGAAGAAUCAAUUGGAGAAUAUGGAAGUAACAGAUGGUUUGAAUGGUCAUAUGAUUGGGAAAACAUUAUUUGUGCAACAAAUGACGGAUAAUUGUUUUGCUGAUAGAUUGGAUGGUGAAUUACAGAUAAACUCCACCAGAAUUAAUGAAGUGGUAUCUUUUGUUUCACAGUUUGUCCUGGAUUGUCUUGGUUACCUACCUGCUGAAUUUCGUGAAUUCGCUGCUGAUAUAUUUCUUGAUGGGCUGCGAACUAUUGUUAAAGAUGGCCCUUCAACUAUUUUGAGGGAAUGCAGAAAUCUGGAACAGCGGUUCAUGCUACAUGAAAUAGGCUUAUCACUAGGUAUAGUGCAAUGGAUAGAGGAUUACAAUGCAUUUUUUUCUGCCAAGACCAUUGAUCUCUUCCUGCCUUUGAACUGCAAGGCAUCAGAAGUAGAUUCUGGUACAGCUGAGUCCAGGUUUGGCUCAAGCAGUAAGCAAAAUGCUGUGAAUAAGCUUUCCUCUAGUGGGAUAACAACAAUUAGUGUUUCUGAUGGGAUAGAUGAGCAACCUGGAGAAAGUCCUCAGGUUCACAGCAAGCUUAAUGAUGCCAAAGUUUCUUCUGCUGGAGUAGCUGAUGGUGGCAAGGAAAAAUCAUGUCUAAUCAAUGAAGAAAAAGAUGCGGCCUUGAUUGUUGAAUCAAUUAGGAGAGAUGAAUUUGGUAUUGAUCCAAAUCUUUCAGGCAUUGAGAGUAGCAUGUUGAAGAAGCAGCAUGCUCGACUAGGGAGGGCACUGCAUUGUCUAUCACAAGAAUUAUACUCACAGGAUUCUCAUUUUCUUCUUGAGCUUGUUCAAAAUGCUGAUGAUAAUAUUUAUUCUAAAAAUGUGGAACCAACUCUAACAUUUAUUCUUCAAGAGUCCGGUGUUGUUGUUCUCAACAACGAAGAUGGCUUUUCUGCUCAGAACAUCAGAGCACUUUGUGAUAUUGGAAACUCUACAAAGAAAGAAUGUAGUGGAUACAUUGGGAAGAAAGGCAUUGGCUUCAAAUCAGUAUUUCGGGUCACGGAUGCUCCAGAGAUUCAUUCCAAUGGGUUUCACGUCAAAUUUGAUAUAAGUGAAGGUCAGAUAGGUUUUGUUUUGCCAACACUAAUAUCUCCUUGUGAUGUUAACCAUUUUAGAUCACUGUUAUCUGGAGGAACUGAUCAUUUGGAUCAUGAGUGUUGGAACACUUGCAUUGUACUUCCUUUUAGAUCAAGAAUGUCUAAAGGAGUUGAUAUGAACAACAUUGUGUCCAUGUUUUCUGAUCUUCAUCCAUCCUUAUUACUCUUUCUUCAUCGACUUAAGUGUAUCGUGUUUCGGAAUAUGCUCAAUUGUACCCUCACUGCCAUGAGAAAAGAAAUUCUUGGAAAUGGAAUUAUAAAAGUUUCUUGUGCUGAUGAUAAAAUGACAUGGUUUGUAGAAUCGAAGAAGUUGGAUGCUAAAGUUGUUUAUCGUGAUGUGCGAGUAACAGAAAUUGCCAUGGCAUUUACACUGCAGGAGUUGGAGAAUGGGUUUUAUGGUGCAGUUUUGGACCAGCAACCUGUUUUUGCUUUUCUUCCUCUAAGGACAUAUGGUCUCAAAUUCAUCCUUCAAGGUGAUUUUGUUCUUCCCUCAUCCAGAGAGGAGGUUGAUGGUGAUAGCCCCUGGAACCAGUGGUUACUGUCACAGUUUCCUGGUUUGUUUAUCGGUGCAGAAAGAUCUUUCUGUGCCCUUCCUUGUUUUAGGGAAAAUCCUGGGAAAGCUGUUACUGUUUACAUGAGCUUUGUUCCACUUAUUGGUGAAGUGAAUGGCUUUUUUUCUUGUCUUCCUCGAAUGAUCAUUUCUGGACUACGGAUGUCUAACUGCUUGCUUUUGGAAGGAAACAAAAAUCAGUGGGUGCCUCCAUGCAAGGUUCUUAGAGGUUGGAAUGAACAUGCCCAUAAUCUCUUUCCUGAUGACUUGCUUCAUGACCACCUUGGUCUUGGAUUCUUGGACAGGGAUAUAGUUUUGUCUGAUUCAUUGGCGAGGGCACUGGGUAUAGAGGAAUAUGGUCCUAAAGUUCUAGUUCAAAUGAUAUCAUCCUUGUGUGGAAAGGAAAAUUGUCUUAAAUCCAUGGGCCUGCAUUGGUUGUCUUCUUGGCUAAAUGAAUUUUGUAUGAUGUCAUUCCAUUCUUUAGGGCAGGAUUCAGUGAAAUCUGGAAUAGAAGCAGAUCUAAUUGAUAACCUUAGAAAAAUUCCAUUUAUUCCUUUGUCAGAUGGCACGUUCAGCUCACUCGAGAAAGGUACGAUUUGGUUACAUUUUGAUGUCAUUAGUGCAGGUUUUGAUGGGGGAUCUGGACUCGAAGCCUUUCCAUGUUUGAGUGCUAAACUUAGGCUUGUAACUCCUGCCCUCCUUUCUGCAUCAUCUGUGCCUAACUCAUGCAUGGAUAUGACUCUAGUGGGCAACAUUACUAGGGUGCUACAUAGCAUUGGAGUCCAACAGCUCACUGCACAUGAUAUUAUAAAGGUGCACAUUUUGCCAGCUAUGGCUGAAAUGAUGGGGGGAGACAAGGAUUUGAUGAUAGACUACCUCUGCUUUGUGAUGGUUCACCUGCAAACUGGCUGUCCUAGUUGUCUUGUUGAGAGGGAUUCCAUUAUUUCAGAGUUACAAAGUAAUGCUUUUAUAUUAACAAAUCAUGGAUUUAAAAGACCAAUUGAGGCAUCAGUUCAUUUCAGCUACGAGUUUGAUAGUCCUGUGAAUAUCAAUAAGUUUGUUAAUGACAUGGAAACGAAAUGGCAUGAGGUUGAUAAUACAUAUUUGAAUCAUCCAGCAGCCAAAUCACAAGUGAGGAAAUGGAGGGAAUUUUUUCAGGAAAUUGGUGUAACAGAUUUUGUGCAAGUGAUUCAAGUUGAUAAGAGCUUUGCUGACAUGUCGGAUACCAUUUUAGAGCAAAUGUUGUCAGAUAGGAAGUUAAUUUCUCAUGGGUCAGUUGCCAAAGAUUGGGAAUCUCGUGAAUUAGUUGAGUUAUUAUCCCUGUUGUCCACUAGUAGCAAUCAGGAAGGUUGUAAAUACUUGUUGGAGGUUCUUGAUAAAUUGUGGGAUGACUAUUUUUGUGAAAAAGUUACAGGUUACUUCAAUUUUAAAUCUGAUGGUGAUAUUAAGCCCUUCAAGUCUUCUUUUCUGUGCAACAUUUGUGAUGUUCAGUGGAUGGUGUCAAGCAUGGAUGAUAAACUUCACUAUCCUAGAGAUUUAUUCCAUGAUUGUGAUGCUGUUCGCUACAUCCUUGGGGAUUCUGCUCCAUAUGCUGUUCCAAAGGUAAGAAGUGGAAAAUUAGUGAAGGAUAUUGGCUUUAAAACUCUAGUUACAACUGAUGAUAUCCACAAAGUUCUAAAACUAUGGAGAUCUCAGGCUCCUUUCAAGGCCAGCAUAGCACAAAUGUCCAGAUUUUACUCAUUUAUUUGGAAUGAAAUGUCUACUUCAAGGCAGAAAAUUGCAGCAGAGUUUUAUUCUGGUCCUUCUAUAUUUGUUCCUUACAAGUCUGGCUCCAGGCUUGAUGAUGUCAUUUCUGGUGCAUUCUUGUGCUCCAAGGAAGUGUAUUGGCAUGACCCAACCAGUUGUAUGAACCAAAUAGAGAGCCAAUCUAAUUGUGAUUCAGUGCAGAAUCAUCGCCCCUUGAACAGGACAUUAUGCAAUGUUUAUCCAGGUCUCCAUGACUUCUUUGUUAAUGAAUGUGGAGUGUCCAAGGAACCUUCCUUUUCUAGCUACCUUGACAUUUUGCUGGAGUUAUCAACAGCUGUUUUGCCUUCUCAAGCUGCUAAUGCUGUUUUCCAAGUUUUUAUGAAGUGGGCUGAUGAUCUAAAGUCUGGUGUACUAAGUUCUGAAGAUGUCAUUCAGAUUAAAGAAUGUCUUUCUAAAUUGGAGUAUAAGGUGCUUCCAACACUUCUUGAUAAGUGGGUUUCUUUACACCCUUCUUUUGGUCUGGUAUGCUGGUGUGAUGAUGAACAAUUAAGGAAGAGAUUUAAACAUUUGGAUGCCGUUGAUUUUCUGUACUUUGGAAAUCUUAAAAAUGAAGAACAAGAAUUUCUUCAGAGUAAAGUGUCUGUGCUGAUGCGAACCAUAGGGAUUCCCAUUCUUUCUGAGAUUGUAACUCGUGAAGCAGUAUAUGAUGGACAGUCAGAUAGCAUAUUCAAAGCUUCCUUGGUGAACUGGGCCCUUCCUUUUAUGCAGCGUUACUUGUACUGUGUCCAUCCUGAUAAAUAUCUUCAGCUCAAGCAAUCUGGAUUUGAUAAUAUAAAUAACCUACAAAUUGUUGUUGUUGACAAGUUAUACUACAGGAAUGUUAUAAAGAGAUUUGGCAUAAUAUCCAAUAAGCGAAUUAAAUGUAGCUGUCUUCUACAGGUAUGAAAUGAUUUUCUGUUUUUGCAAUCCAUAUGGCUUAAUUGGAAUUAAACUUCUUAUGAUAUUGGUAAUGUUUAUAACAUGUAACAUCUCAAGAUUCAUGUAACUCCUCACAGCUAUUUUCAAUGUUAUAUUCUUGGAAGAGUGAAUGGCAUGCAAGAAAUAAGUUAUUUUCUUUUGUAUAAAUAUUUUUAGUAAUU
Molecule: messenger RNA, 8118 nt
Organism: Rubroshorea leprosula
Lineage: Eukaryota; Viridiplantae; Streptophyta; Magnoliopsida; Malvales; Dipterocarpaceae
Source: the annotation of a GenBank genome assembly